GUGGGAGCCGAAUGAGAGGGGCCAUUUUGACUCUCUGGUCAAAGGAAAUGACUGGAUUGCCGUGUGCUGAGAGCCUGGACAGCCAGGAUCUAAGGAUAAAUCCUGGGGCUAUGGUGGUCUUGAUUCUCACAGAGGACCCUGAAGUUUCUGCAGUCUAAGCAAUGUCAGGUGCCGCUGGAUUUGUUCUGAGACCCUUACCCUAGAGGAUGGCCAAGGGACUUCUGAUUACCUAUGUCCUCUGGGCUGUUGGGGGUCCUGCUGGGCUACACCAUCUAUACCUGGGAAGGGACAGCCAUGCCCUACUCUGGAUGCUUACUCUGGGGGGUGGUGGAUUGGGUUGGCUAUGGGAAUUCUGGAAGCUUCCAAGCUACGUAGCUCAAGCCAACAAACUCCAGGGGCAGAAGCAGAGCCCAGGAAAGGGGACACCUCCCCUCAGUCUUAUUCGCUUUACUGCCCAGAUAAUAGUGGGCAUCUAUUUUGGCCUUGUGGCUCUGAUUAGUCUCUCUUCCAUGGCCAACUUCUACAUUGUCGGUCUCCCACUGGCAAUUGGCUUAGGAGUCUUGCUGGUGUCUGCUGUUGGCAACCAGACCUCCAACUUUAAGAAUACUCUAGGGGUAGCAUUCCUUACUUCCCCUAUUUUCUAUGGCCGUCCCAUAGCCAUUCUACCCAUCAGCGUGGCUGCCAGUAUCACAGCCCAGAAGCAUCGCCGCUACAAAGCUUCAGUGGCAUCAGAGACGCUUAGUGUGCGGCUCUACCGGCUAGGCUUAGCUUACCUCGCUUUCACUGGACCCCUGGCAUAUAGUGCCCUGUACAACACAGCUGCCACUUUCAGCUAUGUAGCAGAAACUCUUGGCACUUUCUUGAGCUGGUUCAGCUUUUUCCCCCUUCUUGGCCGACUCCUGGAGACUAUACUCCUUCUGCCUUACCGGAUCUGGUGGCUAUUAGUAGGAGAUCUUGGCUUCAAUAGUAGCUACUUCCAGGAGUGGGAGAGGCUCCAUGAGUUUGUUCACAGUUUUCAGGAUGAGAAGCGGCAGCUGGCUUACCAGGUUUUGGGCCUUUCAGAAGGGGCAACAAAUGAAGAAAUACAUCGGAGUUACAGGGAGCUAGUAAAAGUCUGGCACCCUGACCACAAUCAGCACCAGAAGGAUGAGGCCCAGAGGCACUUUCUGGAGAUCCAGGCUGCGUAUGAAAUCCUGAAUCAGCCCAGGAAAUCCAGGGGACCCAGGAAGUGAGGAAAAAUCUUCCCUCAGAGGAUGGACUUCUAGCAGAUCCAGGGCUGAGGACCAAACCCAGGGCCUUGUGCUCGCCAAGCGGGAGCCCUUCCACUGAGCUAAACCCCCAGACCCUUAGUUAUUGUAUUCUUGAUCAUAUUUUCUUAAAAAUAGAAAAUUAAAGGCAUAUUAUAAAAACAAAUAAAAUAACUUUGAAACUAUA
Dipodomys ordii (Ord's kangaroo rat) is the source of this 1434-nucleotide messenger RNA. It is a transcript of the gene Dnajc22, whose product is annotated as DnaJ (Hsp40) homolog, subfamily C, member 22. The transcript is spliced from 4 exons. Gene Ontology annotation, cellular component: plasma membrane; early endosome. Gene Ontology annotation, biological process: endocytosis. The record is from RefSeq and is a predicted model, not a curated record. Lineage: Eukaryota; Metazoa; Chordata; Mammalia; Rodentia; Heteromyidae. The coding region runs from base 207 to 1232 and encodes 341 amino acids.